CAGGUUUCAAUGAAGAAUUGGUAGCAUCUUCAGGCCAUUUCACAUUCUCCCUAAUUGCAAAACUAGAUGCCCACAAUAAUAUAUUUAAGUGGUGUCUGAGAUUUGCCCGCAACAUAAUCUUUAAUCAGCUCGCAAACAAAAGGACAGAACAGUGUAAACAUGUCUCAAGAAGGAUAUCAGACAGCACCCGCGGACACGAGCUUGAAUACACAUGAAACGCCGAGGACCAACCCCAGGAAGACGCCGAUACAGAUCCUGCAUGAACAUGGCACCAAAAGCGGCAACCUUCCCGUGUAUGUGAUGGAGAAGGCCGAAGGAGAGGCUCACCAACCCCACUUUGUCUUCAGCGUGAAAAUCGGAGAAGUCGGCUGCACAGGUCAAGGUCCUAGUAAAAAGGCUGCUAAACACCAGGCUGCAGAGGCUGCCCUCACUAUUCUGCAGAUAGAUGCCGGCAAAAUCAACUCUCCUGUGAAGUCUGAGAGUAACGGUGUUGUAGCGGAAACAAGCAACCAUCCCAACUCAGUGGGGAUACUGCAGGAAUUGGCGUUGCAGCGGGGAUGGCGUCUUCCUGAAUACACCGUUUUAAUGGAGGCUGGCCCGCCACACAAGAGAGAGUUCACUGUUACCUGCAGACUGGAGUCCCUGUCAGAGAAGGCGAUGGGAAAUUCAAAAAAGGCAGCGAAAAAGACGGCUGCAGAGAAAAUGGUGUCAAAACUUCAAAGUCUGUCGGGCUGUUCUGAAAUCACAUGGAUGCCGAAACCAAGCGUCCGGUUUGAGAACUUGAGGAACUCAUCAGCGGAGAGUAUUUCUUUACUGAGAAGAAACCCACUGAGCAUUCCCAACACAGACUAUAUUCAGAUGAUGUUGGAGCUGUCCAUGGAGCAGGGCUUUGAGGUCACGUACUUCAACAUUGACGAGCUGACGGUGAACGGCCAGUACCAGUGCCUGGCGGAGCUGUCCACCUGCCCGGUCACCGUGUGCCACGGCACCGGCAUUUCCUGUAGCAACGCUCACAACGACUCGGCACACAGCGCCCUUCAGUACAUCAAGAUCAUGGCCUCCACCAAGUAAAGCCAACACCUGCUUCACCCUGUCUCGUCACGUAUACCAGCUGAUGCCCAGUCACGAUGAUGCUGUGGAUGAUGCAGUCUUCCUGCCAGUGGAUGCUUUGAGGUCACGGUAUAUUUUUAUACGUCUGUGUGUCACUAGGCAGGUCAUGAUCCAUUAUAACUCUACGUACAGUGUCUGAAAUAGGUCAGAGCAGUAUUUGUGAGGUGACAAAUGUUCUCAUUAUUAAGAAUACAAUAUACAUUGAAAUGUUGUCUUCAGGUUGCUAGAACUUGAGUGAACAACAUACUAUAUUUAAGCAAAUGUGCAAAUGAGAUCGGAGAAGUGAAGAAUAUGAAGCACUUCCACAUUUAAUUUUUACAGAAUAGUUGUAUGCUGUAUUAAUCCACAUUAGUCGUCUUGCUUUAUUGGGACCUUCCUCCCUUUUUUAAAAUCAGGAUGCAGAUGUUUUUAGGUUCCAGUUCUCUUCAUUUGUUUUGUUCUCCCCACAGUAGCAUUACACUGCGCUGUAUAGAGCCAAUAGAAGAGCUUCAUCUUUUAAUUUGCUUCAGAUACCUGCCUUCCUGGUAAACUCUAAAAUUAAAGUGAGUUGUAAAGGAGAAAUAAUUUUGACUCGUCUUAUAUUUGAAAUUAUAGUCUGCAUUUUGAUCUACGGAUAGGUCGAAUUAGUUUCCCCCAGUUCCAUCUGUCGGCAUGCAAUCUACAGUACACCUGCUGUCUGUAUGUGGUUGAUACUCAAAAUAGAUAUAACAUAUUAUUUUAUAUUCCCAUCCUUCUGGUCUAUUGCCAUUUGUUUUGCAGUGUGCCUCAUAAUACCAUGUGAUAUAUUUAAUAUUGAAUCCAUCAAAUAAACCAAACGCUAGAUGUCGACAAGUGUCCGUUUCUGUUAAUGGUCGUACAAAUAAACAUGACGGGGAGAA
This is a messenger RNA of Pseudoliparis swirei, 1988 nucleotides long. RefSeq names its product protein kinase, interferon-inducible double stranded RNA dependent activator (gene prkra). Lineage: Eukaryota; Metazoa; Chordata; Actinopteri; Perciformes; Liparidae. The transcript is spliced from 8 exons. Bases 160 to 1071 code for a protein of 303 amino acids. The record is from RefSeq and is a predicted model, not a curated record.